This is a messenger RNA of Cadophora gregata, 1050 nucleotides long. RefSeq lists its product as uncharacterized. The transcript is spliced from 3 exons. Gene Ontology annotation, cellular component: cytoplasm. The record is from RefSeq and is a predicted model, not a curated record. Gene Ontology annotation, molecular function: GTPase activity. The coding region runs from base 1 to 1050 and encodes 349 amino acids. NCBI's taxonomy places the organism in Eukaryota, Fungi, Ascomycota, Leotiomycetes, Helotiales, Ploettnerulaceae.
AUGCCGUUCGCCCAACUUGUUCUUGGAAGUCCGGGAUCUGGAAAGAGUACAUACUGCAAUGGAAUGCAACAAUUCAUGUCCGCGAUAGGCCGAAAAUGCUCUGUGGUGAACCUCGACCCAGCAAACGAUCAGACCAGCUACCCAUGUGCAAUAGACGUACGUGAUCUAGUCAAGCUUGAGGAGAUCAUGGAAGACGACGAGUUAGGGCCUAAUGGUGGCGUGCUGUACGCUCUCGAGGAGCUGGAACAGAACAUAGAUUGGCUUGAGAAGGGAUUAAAUGAGCUCGGAGAAGAUUAUGUGCUAUUUGACUGCCCGGGACAGGUUGAACUCUACACACAUCACUCAUCAUUACGGAACAUAUUCUUUAAGGUGCAGAAAAUGGGAUACAGGCUUGUAGUCCUCCAUCUUUCCGACUCAUACUGCCUGACCAUGCCUUCACUAUACAUUUCGAAUCUUAUCCUCUCUCUGCGUGCUAUGCUACAGAUGGAUCUUCCACAUCUGAACGUCCUCACGAAAAUCGACAAGAUCUCGAGUUAUGGCCCGCUCCCGUUCAACCUCGAUUUCUACACAGAAGUACAAGACCUCUCAUAUCUUCUCCCGCAUCUUCAAGAAGAAUCGUCCGUGAUGGCUGGCUCGAAAUUCGAAGGGCUGAACACAGCCAUCGUGGAACUGGUCGAAGGCUUUGGAUUGGUAGGGUUUGAGACUUUGGCGGUAGAGGACAAGAAGAGUAUGAUGCACUUGCUACAGGUCAUAGACAGAGCAGGAGGGUAUGCAUUCGGUGGAGCCGAAGGCGCAAAUGAUACUGUCUGGCAAGUUGCGAUGCGGGAAGGUGUUACCACAAUGGAUGUGAAGGACGUCCAGGAGCGGUGGAUUGAUGCCAAAGACGACUAUGACAAGGCAGAGCUGGAGCAGUGGAAGAAGCAAGCAGAGGCCGAAGCUGCGAAACAAGCCGAGCUUGGUGAACAUCUCGAGGAUGAGGACGACGAUAUGGAGGAUAUGUCGUUACCUCCAGGUGGGAGCGGUGUAAAGGUAGUUCGUAAAAACCAAUGA